AUGCAGCGCCGCCUGCUGCAGCUGCAGCAUGAUAGGGGGCCCCACAAAGAUGUGCGUUUAGGUUUUGUUUCUCCUGUCUCUGCAUGCAGCAGCUUUUAUGGUGCACGACAGCAGCAGCAGCAGCAGCAGCAGCAGCAACAGCAGCAGCAGCAGCAGCAGCAGCAGCAAGUUGCAGGAGCAGCACUGCGGCCACCAGCUGGGGGCCCACCGGGGCCCCCCAUGGGUCCCGUUGGUGGUUUGCUGCGGCGUCAGCAGCAGCAGCAGCAGCAGCAGCAGCAGCAGCAGCAGCAGUAUGAGGGUAUCGACAGUUUAUAUCGUUGGGUGCAGCAGCAGGUGCAGCAGCAGCAGCAGCAACCUGAGGAUGAUGGGUUGCUGCAGCAGCUAGCAGCAGCAAGCAGCAAACAGCAGUAUAUGGAUGCUCUUCGUCGCAUCAGCAGCAGCAGCUAUCUCUCCUAUCUGCAGCAGCCUGUGCUGCCUCUUGACCUGCGGCCGCUGCUGCAGCAGCAGCUGCAGCAGCAAGAAGAGCAGCUGCAGCAGCUGCAGCAGCAACUGCAGCAAAAGCAGCAGCAGAUGCACCAACUGCUGCAGCAACAAAUGCAGCAGCGGAGACGCCACCUGCUGCUGCAGCGAAUACAACCAAACACCAGCAGCAGCAGCAGCAGCAGCAGCAGCAGCAGCAGCAGCAGCAGCAGCAGCAGCAGCAGGAUGUUGAGGCAGCUGCAGCAGGAGCUGCAGCAGAUAAGAGACAAAAGAGUAAUAUGCACGCAGCAGAUACAGUAUAUAAAAGAGAGAAUGCAUGCAGUUGCUGUUUAUAUGCAGCAGCGGCAGCCACCGCAGCAGCUGCUGCAGCUGCUGCAUGCAGCAGCAGCAGCAGCAAGAAAACCUCCCCAUGCAGGUACAGGCCCUGCUGCAGCAGCAAUUGCUGCAGCAGCAGCAACACAAGGACAUAUAACACCACCAACACCAGCAGCAACACCAGCAGCAGCAGCAGCAGCAGCAGCAGCAGCAGCAGCAGCAGCAGGAGAUGACCCCAUAAGCCGCACCGUAGCAGCAACAGAAGCAGCAGAUUUCCCUAUAUGUGUGCCUCCUGCUGCAGUGCAGCAGCAGCAGCAGCAGCAGCUGCAGCAGCAGUUUGGUUUAAUAUCUAAGUGGUUGCUGGGGGGGGGCCUAGGCUCUGUAGCCCGCCCCAGGGGCCUCGCAGCACAGCAGCAUGCAGCAGCAGCAGAAGCAGCAGCAGUUGCUGCUGCUGGAUGGUCAGCUGAGUUCCCGCUGCUGCAGCAGCUACCAGGAGAAGCAGCAGCAGCAGCAGCAGCAAAACAAAUACAAGCAGCAGCAGUACGCGCCUUCGGGGCUAUAGACCCAAACGAAUCCCCCCUAGAGUAUAAACACCGCAUGCAGCAGCUGCUGCAGCAGCAGCAGCAGCAGCUGCAGCAGCAGCAGCAGAAGAAGCAGCAGCAACAACAACAACUACUAGGGCAGCUACAGCCAUCGAAUCAGCAGCAGCAGCAACAGCAGCAACAGCAGCAGCAACAGCAACAGCAGCAACAGCAGCAGCAGCAGCAGGAGGAUGAGUAUCUUCCUCUAUGUUCUGCUGCUGGUGUUGCUGCUGCUGCGCUGCAGCUGCAGCAGGAUGCAUGCAGCAGCCAGCUGCCUGCUUCGGUGCAGCAGCUGCUGCAGCUGUAUGCACACCAAAGCCCCAACAAACUAACACUAAAGGGAACACCAGCGGAGAAUGUAGAUCUGGUGCAGCGCGCAGCAAACGACCUGCAUUUAUUAUUUCAGCGUUUGUCUGCUGCUGCUUCUUCUCAAUACAUGCAGCAGCAGCAGCAGCAGCAGCAGCAGCAGCAGCAGCAGGAGCACGAGGAGGAGGAGGAUGCUGCUGGUGAGGAGGAUGAGGAUGGAGCAGCAGCAGCAGCAGCAGCAGCAGCAGCAGAAGAAGAAGAAGAGAGAUUUGGGGUGUAUAGGCAGCUUGGGGGGGCCGAAAUAAACCCUGUAGAUGUGUUUGCUGCUGCAGCAGCAAAAGAUAUAAAACUGCAGCAACUGAAGGAAGAAAUAAAAAUAACAAAGACAGCAGCAGCACUAGCUAGACAGAAACUAAAACAAAUACACGAAGCACGCAGCAACAGCAGCAGCAACAGCAACAGCAGCAGCAGCACCAGCACCAGCAGCAACAGCAGCAACAGCAACAGCAGCAGCAGCAGCAGCAGCAGCAGCAGCAGCAGGAAGAGAAGGAGACUGAUGAAAGAGAGACAAGAAGAAAAGGAGACAAUAAUAAACGCAAUUGAAACAGCAAAAGCUAUACACACAACAGAACAGUAUUUACAGCUGCUGCAGGCGAUUGGGGACGAUACAGAUCUCACACUGCAGCAGCAGCAGCAGCAGCAGCAGGAGGAAGAGCAGCAGCAGCAGCAGGAGGAAGGGGAGCAGCAGCAGCAGGAGGAAGGGGAGCAGCAGGGACAGCAGCAGAAGCAAGCGGGACAGCAACAGGAAGCAGAAGAGCAGCAGCAGCAGCAGCAGCAGCAGCAGCAGCAGCAGCAGCAGCAGCAGGAUGAUGAUGAAGUAUUAGAUUUGCAUGCACCUGCAGCAGCAGCUGCUGCAGCAGCAGCAGCAGCACCACCACCACCACCAGCACCACCCGCAGCAGCACCAGCAGCAGCAGCAGCAGCAGCAGCAGCAGCAGCAGCAGCAGCAGCAGCAGCAGCAGCAGAAAGGAUUGAUGAAUAUAUUUAA
Messenger RNA from Eimeria mitis, 2730 nucleotides. Its product is annotated as 30S ribosomal protein S1, putative. The transcript has 4 exons. Gene Ontology annotation, cellular component: nucleolus; nucleoplasm. NCBI's taxonomy places the organism in Eukaryota, Apicomplexa, Conoidasida, Eucoccidiorida, Eimeriidae. The coding region runs from base 1 to 2730 and encodes 909 amino acids. The record is from RefSeq and is a predicted model, not a curated record.